UUUAAUUGAGUACCUAGUUGGUCGAGUCCAAUCCAACAUUUUAUAUGUGAAUUCUGCGAUUGUGUCAAUGGAAUACGAGUGUCUCGUAAAUGUAAAUAACAAAAUAAAUCGGCCGUUACAUCAAUAAACAGAAUAUAGAAUUAGUGGAAUAAUUGCUAGAAUUGUAAACUAAUUAAGUGUAGUGAGAGCUAACAGGGCCGACCGCUUUUGCUUUCUCUAUUUAGUAUAAAUUGGAAUUCGUUAAAGUGUUGUGGAAUGGAAAGAAGUAUGUAUAACAGCAAAUAAAUCCUGUAUCACCGUCAUAAAUAAUCACGAUAAGGUUAAACGCUCUCAAAAAGAAAGAGUAACAGGUUUUUCAAAAUGCCAGGUUUAGAGCCUUCACUUAGUGAUGAGGACUAUAUUAUUGCCAGAGCAAAACAGCAAUCUAAUAUAUAUUCUGCAAAAGCUUGGAUGCUGACAGCCAAGUCGUUAUUUCCUACCAAUUUUAAGAUACAAUUUGAAGCAUACUUGAUGGAAAAACAGUCUGGCAAUGUUCAAGAAGCUGCUGAAUGUUUCAGCUCACUAAUAAUGUCUCGACAAAACCUUACCGAUUUAUUACCAGAAAUAUAUGCUAUUGCUAAUUCAUUAAAAUCUGCUGAAGUCAACUUUUUAAGUCAGAUGUUUGACAAAAUUUGUCCAGAAAUACAAUUAACUAUACUUAAAACAAGUGUAGAAAACAGUGAUGACACUAUGGAGCAUUGCCGAUUACUAGUUUUGCUUUUAAAAAAAUUUCCACAGUUGGGAGUAGAUGGUCUUGUAAAAACUUUGAUAAGUGCUGAAAAGUUUUUCUAUGAUAACAGAUAUGCUCGUCUGUUAGUGGUUGAAACUUUGCCUCUAUUAAGCUCCUUAGAAUCACCCAGGCUCCUUCAGCGUUUAUUGAUAAAAGCAAUUGAUUUUUAUAACUCUUAUGUUUAUGAUGAUACUGAACAUGACAUAACUGACCCAUGGCAAAGACUUUAUGGAGUUUUAGAUUUAUUAGGAAGGCAACUUGGAUGGGACCCAUUCUUAAUAAACUACAAUAAUAGUUUAAAUAAGGAAACGUAUUUCCAGAAGUUGGUUUCUUUGAGAAACUGUGAUGAUUGUCGUCAGUUGUUGUACUGUGGUAUUUCAUUUUUCUUGAGAUGUCUUUAUGAGCACCGUUCAUUGAAAGGAAAUCAUAUUCUUGUUGAGGCUUUAACAGAUCCUGAUGCACCACUUUCAAAGAGGAAGAAAGGGGACCAGGAAGUGACAGGAACAUCAGCACAUCAAUUUCAAGCUGCUGCAAAUUGUUGGGAACUGUUACACAGUGAUGAUAUUAUUGCAAGAGAGUUUACAAAAUUAGCAAAUCAACUUCAGGUCAAGCCUUGGUCUGAAGGUUUUGUAGAUGAAUUGGCUUUGUAUAGGGGCCAGUAUGAAGAAGCUAUGCCUCCUCCUACAUCAAAUAAUUUAACUUCCUGUAUAAUGAGAGUAUCUAUCAACUAUUUCCAGAAGAAAUAUCUACCAUGUAUUGAAAAUAUCUUAGCAGCACUGCCUCAACUACCUACUGUGGAAGGUGCACUAGAAUUGGAAUUGAUUGUGGGUGGAAAACAUCGUCAUUUGCAUUUUCUUCCACUUACAAAAGUUGCUGUGAUGCAUUAUUUUUGUACAUUACUUAUAAGAAUUUUAUUGGGUACUGGAAAUACUUCAGACUUAAUAUAUGGUCACAUAUUGGUAUUGACUCAACUAGGUUGGCCACAGGAGGAACCAAUUUUUAUUCAAAUAAUGGAAUUGAUUCGACAAAAGGGAGUGUUCCACUAUCAUUUAUUCUCGGCAUAUAUCAUUCACAUAGAUAUAUUAGAAGAACUUACUUAUAUUUGGAAUGAACAAGGCAGCAAUGUUGUUUUAGAUAUAUUACCUAACUCCCAGCAACAUUUAGGUCAGAGGAGAAUUGGUACACGUGGAGCGGAUAAGGGAGUAAAGGAGGAUUUCAAGCAGGCCAUGAAAGCUCAAGUUUUAAGAAGCAAUGAAUCCAUUCUUAAUUUAAUGAUACAGUUUAUUACAUCUGAACGCUCUUAUUUUCUAAGUACCAAGUGAAUAACAUUUCCUAAAUAUAAUUGAUUAGUACUUAUUAUGUAUGAUGGUAUGAAAAAGAAUAAGAAAUAAAGGAGUUACAUACACAAUA
Molecule: messenger RNA, 2179 nt
Organism: Amyelois transitella
Lineage: Eukaryota; Metazoa; Arthropoda; Insecta; Lepidoptera; Pyralidae
Gene: IntS10
Product: integrator complex subunit 10
Exons: 1
Coding region: 361-2091 (576 amino acids)
Biological process (GO): snRNA processing
Cellular component (GO): integrator complex
Source: RefSeq, a predicted model, not a curated record